Messenger RNA from Zingiber officinale, 907 nucleotides. RefSeq names its product pathogenesis-related genes transcriptional activator PTI5-like. The record is from RefSeq and is a predicted model, not a curated record. The transcript has a single exon. Lineage: Eukaryota; Viridiplantae; Streptophyta; Magnoliopsida; Zingiberales; Zingiberaceae. The coding region runs from base 186 to 653 and encodes 155 amino acids. Gene Ontology annotation, molecular function: DNA binding; DNA-binding transcription factor activity. Gene Ontology annotation, biological process: ethylene-activated signaling pathway; regulation of DNA-templated transcription.
GGGAUGAACAAUAUCCUCCUCCGAAAGGUAGGCAAUUCUAGCACGUCUCUUACCUCGGGGCGUUGAACCAAGACAUGUAGCAACUAGCAAGGCAGAGCAGGGCCGCUUUCCCUUUUCUCCCACCCAUCCAUUAAUUCACCUCAUACCAAUUCCACCCACAACCUUCUCUCCGCUCAACAAGUUCCAUGGCCCCCAAUCUGAUGCGCCACCCCAUCAAGCAAGAAGAGGAGCAGACGCAGCAUCAGCAGCAGCAGCUACCUCUCAACGAGAACGACUCCCAGGACAUGAUCCUCUUCGAGGUCCUCCGCGAGGCCUCGUCCAUGGCCCCAUCCGCAGCCACGCCGACUCCGCCUCUCCCCCCGAUGUUCCUCAGAGCUCGCGCCGCCCCCCAGCCGCGCGCCCGGAAGUACCGCGGCGUGCGCCGCCGGCCCUGGGGCAAGUUCGCGGCGGAGAUCCGCGACUCGUCCCGCCAAGGCGCGCGCCUCUGGCUCGGCACUUUCGACACGGCCGAGGAGGCCGCCGCAGCCUACGACCGCGCCGCCUUCCGGAUGCGCGGCGCCAAGGCGCUCCUCAACUUCCCGCCCGGCGUUUCCUUCCCCGCCGGAGCUUCCGCGGCGGCGAUCGACGACCAGAGACCCCGCGACUCGAUCUAAUCGGCGGUAAGGAUAAAUUAAUGGAUAGAUUAACGGAAUUUUCUGAUCAAAAUUCCAGUUCGAUCGGGUAAAUGCCAUAUAUAUUCAUUCAUUGUCCAACAAUAUGCGGGUGGAGGCGAGAGCUCUGGGACCAAUUUCCUGAGGCCGUUUUUCUUUAAAGAUUAUAUAUAUAUUCUCUUCUUUAAUUAUAUGCUUUUCCUGUAAUUAUAUUAAUUCUUUUGAAAUAUGAACAAUGUCGUGCGUCAUGUUUGAUU